Messenger RNA from Asparagus officinalis (garden asparagus), 2512 nucleotides. RefSeq lists its product as uncharacterized. The transcript is spliced from 4 exons. The record is from RefSeq and is a predicted model, not a curated record. Bases 1217 to 1783 code for a protein of 188 amino acids. Lineage: Eukaryota; Viridiplantae; Streptophyta; Magnoliopsida; Asparagales; Asparagaceae.
ACUCAUUUCUCAUCUAUCAUAUCAUCCAAAAUUCUCUGUUCUCUACAAUCUCACAAAGAAAAAAAAUCAUAUUCAAGAUUAUUAAUGAGAAUUUGUCAUGCAAUUAGGGAGGAUGGUUCUGUUCUUCUCCGCUACACUCUUGAUGAUGGAUGAUGUCGAUGGUGAUGAAAUCAAGUUCUCGGAUUGGGAGGUUUUGGAAAUAAUAAAAAGAUGCCACCCAGAAAGAGAUCCCGGGCUGAUUCAUCAUCUUCUCAAGAACUUUCUGAUACCGACAUAGAUAGACCCAUAAUUCUGGCCAGAAUUGUGGGUCUUAAUGUUCACUUUGAGAGAGGUUUUCAGAUCAGUGCAUUGCAGACAUCAAUCUACACUUACCAUGUUAACUGCAGUAGGUAUUCACGGCAUGAUGACUAAACCCCUAGAGAAAGCAAAUAUUUCAUUAGUCCAUGAGUUCUAUUCUGGAUGGGAAAUUGAUCCAGAUAGAGAAUUUUCAGCUUUUUCUGUAGUGAGGGGUGUUAGGGUUUUUGAUCUUCCCACUAUCCAUGCUACCAUUGAUCUUGCAGAACUACUGACUGAUGUACCAGAUUAUUUUCACUUAGCCUCCACAUUACAGCCUGGUACACCAGAAUAUAAUAACAUGUCCAUGACUUUGUGUGGGAGGAUCUUUACAUCUAGUUUCGGUUCAGGAAAUCUCAAACCAGAAUACAGAUUACUUAAUCUUUUCCUGAACUUUGAUUUGAAACUCACCACUGCAUACUCUGUCAUUACCAUCCACAAUAUACUCUUCUUUUUUGGAUAGCCACUGGUCAGCAUUUUGAUAUAACGAGGAUUAUAUUUGUGUGGAUGCGCUCAUCAGUGGAGGAUGUGUUGGAUUGGGUCAGGACUGUCUGCAUCACGAGCUCAUCUCAUUUACCCUUAUUUCAUUACUAGACUCUGCCAUAGAUUUCACGUUCCAGUAUUUGCAGAUGAUAGACUAGAACCAGGGAAGGGGUUAUUAAAUGAUCAGAUUGUGAGGAGCAUUUCAGGGCGAGAUCAGAUCGGUUCUUUAGGUAGAGAUCCUCUCAGCACCAACCAGUUACACAUGAUCCCAUUCGUGAAGAGUUGGAAAGGAUGCGGAGUCGUAUGCACAGGAUGCAGAUUUAUAUGCACAGGAUGCAGGGUCAGAUGAACUACACCACCGAAACCUUAGCAUAUUUGGCGAGAGAGUGGCAGAGGGAACAUGGAGAUACAGCUGGACCUCCACCUGAGCUUUAGAGUUUUUAUCACACCGCUUCAGUCUGAUGAUUUCCCAGGAGAGGAUGAGGUAGGAUCGAGUUCAGCAGCUGCCGCUGAUGAUGUGGAUGACGAUCUAUUUGGAGAUGAGCAUGAAGCUAUGGACUAUGGAGGUAGUCAGAAUUCCGUCCAAUGUGGUCUACUUUCGGGGCCUAAUUCACAAUCAUAUUUCGUCCACUUUGUCAGAGGAUCAUCAGACAGCCCUUCGAGGUACCCGUUCUAUGGAUAUAUUGAUGUUCUUGAUGUUCCAAUCCAGCCAUUUCUAGUUGAUUGCUUGUUGGAAGUUUUUGAUAUUGAAAAAAGCAAUUUCAAAAUUGGAGGAAAGUGGACCUACUUUGGUGUUGAGGAUGUCGGGUGGAUUACGGGGCUUUCGAUGGGAGGAUCUAUAAUAGAUACGAGGUCCAUAGAAGUGAUCGUGAGACAAUCUAUAAACAUGUCCUUUCAUUUAGGACAAAGGCAGAAAUUGAGGAGAAUGGGAAGCGUAGGACUAGAAGAGGAAAGAAAAAAAAUUUGAUGAUGGAAAGAAGAAGGUUGUUUCUGCUAGACGAGAUAGCAUGACUGAACUUAUCGAGGAGAUGGCCAAGCGUAGAGAUCCCAUUUUGCCACAAAUGUUUGUGGCUUUCAUUAUAGGCUUUAAAUUAUGCCCCUAAAGUAAUUAGGGUUAUCCUUUGUUUGCAUUUAGAUAUUGCUGAAAAAUUGGAAACUCUUAAGGAGUAUAAUUGGGUUGAAGUUGUAUAUAAUGUCUUGCAUACUGAAAUGAAAAAGGCUAGGAAGACUAUCACUAAGAGGUCCUAGGAAAAGCCAUCUAGAGGUGGUUAUAUGGGCGGUUUUACCUCGGUUUUGGUGGUAAGUGAAACUUUUAUAUAUUUAUUUAUGCCAUUUAGUCGUAUUUUGACAGAUUUGAUUUUAUGAGUUUGUGGAUAAGUUGAGCGUUCGCAUAGGAGCCGAAUGCCUACCACCCAUCCUAACCUUCGACAAGUAUUCAUAAAGUUUACGAAGGAAUGCAGAGUCGGAUUUUGUUAGAGACCCGGCUAACCGGCUAAUUUUAGGAAGUGUAAUAAUAACUCGAGGGUGCAAAAAUUUCAUGAGAGGGUUACUGAAGUUGCCAUUACUGAAGCUGUCACUACAGAAUUCAAUGGAAAGGUAUAAUUUUUUAUAUGUUUAAUUUUUAAUGUGCUUGUUAUAAAAUUUGAACUUAUGAUGGAUGUUUGUGUUUUCUCUAUGUGGCUGUAUAUCAAGUUUC